Prunus armeniaca (apricot) is the source of this 1323-nucleotide messenger RNA. The record is from the annotation of a GenBank genome assembly. NCBI's taxonomy places the organism in Eukaryota, Viridiplantae, Streptophyta, Magnoliopsida, Rosales, Rosaceae.
AUGGCACAUCAACCCCAAGAACAAAAGGUCGAGAGUCCUAAAAUCUCGGCCUACGAUGCCUACUUCGAAACAGUCCAGUCCAGGAAGAAAUUACCAGGUCCCCUACAAGAGAAUUUGACAUUUGCAUUUUCAAAAGUUCCAGUUUCAGCUUUCCAAGGAGUUCCUGGAGGCAAAGUGAUUGAGAUUGGAGCGGAUACAUGUAUUGCUGACGCAGUGAAGGUUCUGUCUCAACACCACAUUUUGUCAGCUCCUGUGAGGAACCCAGAAGCAGAGGAAAAUGCAGAUUGGAGUGACAAGUACCUUGGGAUCGUAGAUUACUCAGCCAUUCUUCUUUGGGUGCUGGAGACUUGUGGACUUUCUCCAUCAGUUUGUUCAGCAACUGUUGCUGGAGUUGGUGGGGCAGGAGCUAUGGGAGCCAUUGGAGCUGUUGCAUUGGGUGUCACAGGUCCUGCUGCAGUUGCAGGCCUAACUGCUGCUGCAGUUUGUUCUGCUGUGGCUGGUACGGCUGCAGAGAAAGGGGAGGGCAAAGAUUCUCCCACAGGUGCCAAUAAUUUGAGCGAAGAUUUCGACAGCAUUAUACUACAAGAUGAACACUUCAAGUCAACCACAGUGAGGUCAAUACUUAAAUCGUUCCGAUGGGCGCCAUUCCUUCCAGUUGGGACAGACAGUUCUAUGUUGAGUGUCAUGCUGCUACUCUCAAAAUACAGAAUGAGAAAUGUACCUGUAAUAGAACCAGGCCAACCCAACAUCAAAAACUUCAUUACUCAAUCAGCAGUUGUUCAUGGUCUUGAGGGGUGCAAAGGAAUGGAAUGGUUUGACUGCAUUGCUGCAAAGCGCAUCUCUGAUUUGGGGCUUCCUUUUAUGGUCUCUAAUGAGGUUAUUAGUGCAAAUAUCAAUGAUCCAAUACUAGAAGCUUUCAUGAAAAUGAGAGAGAACGAAGUUGGUGGUCUUCCAGUUGUGGAGGGGACAAAGAAGAAGAUAGUAGGUAAUGUCAGCAUAAGCGAUAUCAGAUACUCUUUGCUCAAACCAGAGCUCUUCUCCAAUUUCAGGAAUCUGAGUGUUAAGGACUUCAUGAGCGCCAUAUCAAAAAACCAGGGGAAAGCAAUGUCACCAAUUACAUGCAAUCACCAGUCCAGUCUUGGUUCUGUGAUUGAAACCCUAGCUUCCAAGUCGGUGCAUAGGAUCUAUGUGGUGGAUGGGGAGGAAUGCCAAGUUGUUGGUGUCAUUACACUCAGAGAUGUGAUUUCUUGCUUCAUUUCUGAGCCCCCCAACCACUUUGAUGCCUACCUGGGCUUUGCCGUGAAGCAGAUAAUGAAGCACUGA